AAGACAUUCUUUAUUCAUUCGACAGCCUUACAGCUAUAGCUACAGCCACAUCCCUACGGCUGAAUAGUUCUAUUUCUUAAUCGAGGUCCAAGGAAUUAUAGUACAUAGUACAGUAUUAGCGCUCUCCUUUCAAGCUUUGUUUACACCAAGCCUGACAGCGGCCAACAACACACGUGACCAAAGACUGUCAUGCCUAAACUAGGUACGGAUAGGUAGUUCCAGAAUAUCAAAAUACCAUCAUACGUCUACAGUAGAUUGAUAUCUAUCUGCGUUCAAAAUCAUACUUAUUAAACAAGAAGUUCUUUCAUUUUAGAUGCUGAGAUUAAUAAACGUUCUUCCACUACAACAAACACCAACCUUCAUUGAAGCCGAUUAAUACAAUCAUCAGCUUAUCCAUAUUAAAUUCGCAACCCAAUUCGUUCGCAUCUCAUCCUGAAGUACCCCGCCAAUACCAAUAAUUUAGAUAACCAUCGACACUACGGAUAUCCCCAUCACCAUGGCAGACGUAGAAAUGGCAGAUGCCCCACCAGCUACAGGAAAGAAGAACGGUCUUAAGAAGGCUGGAGGUGGUGAAGGUUCGGAAGGCAAAAAGCGCUUCGAAGUGAAGAAGUGGAACGCGGUAGCUUUGUGGGCAUGGGACAUUGUUGUUGAUAACUGCGCUAUCUGCAGAAAUCACAUUAUGGAUCUUUGUAUCGAAUGUCAAGCAAACCAAGCCUCUGCCACAAGUGAGGAGUGCACUGUAGCUUGGGGAAUUUGUAACCACGCUUUCCAUUUUCAUUGCAUCUCGCGCUGGUUGAAGACACGCCAAGUUUGCCCACUUGAUAAUAGAGAUUGGGAGUUCCAGAAGUAUGGUCGUUAAGUUGGGGGUUUGGGAUUGUAUUUGGGAUUGAAUGGGAUAUUUGAGGAAGAUGGUGAAGCUACGGACAUGAAUGAAGUAUAAUAUACCAAAAAGAGCGGCACGAAUCCCAUCUGCGCGGUUCAUCCGAGACCCAGUAGGAGACAAAUGGAGAAUUUCUGGCAGGAAUGGCGUUAAGGACACAGAAGUAGAGCGAAACUUUUGGUACAAUGUAGCUUUCAAUGUGAAGCUUUUUAUUUGUGCCAAUAUAUUGUUUGCAUUUUGAGGUAUUCCCAAUCCUGUGACGCCCCCAGAUUAAAUAUCCCUUGAACAUUUCUUCAACCAACCGUCUUUCCGUCCACAACAAUCCCUUGUGUCGAUGCAUCCCGUCCACCUAAAGGUAACCAUCUAACGGGAUGUUUCUUGUAGAAGGGCCAUGGAGGCACAACGAUGGCGAAGGUAAAUGCGGUUCCAAGUAAACCGAAAGCAAGCGCUAGUUUGAUAUCUUGUUUGAAGAAACCAACAAAGAAGGGAAUGGUUUACUCCGGAGAUUGCUAAUAGAGCUGUUGUCAAGAAUUCUGCCAAUCUCUGACCUUCAAAGUCCUACACACGCAACCGGGAAUCAGCAUCAGACCCAGCUUUAUGACCUUCAAUAAUAUGAUUGUAUACGAACAAUUUGCCCUUCGGCAAGAUCCCGAACCUGGUCAAGAAUUUGGUCUGUCAUCUUCGUGAUUUGUGUGCAAAGUUGGAUGACCGAUUUAUUACAGAAGCAACGGAUCAAGCCUUUUACUAGAUAAGAACGUCGAUUUUGUGAAAUGUUACCAAGUUCUGAAGUGUCCCUUGAAGCUUAAGUUGAGGCCACACUUCAGCCUUGUCAUGAUUACAGGCACC
Molecule: messenger RNA, 1726 nt
Organism: Botrytis porri
Lineage: Eukaryota; Fungi; Ascomycota; Leotiomycetes; Helotiales; Sclerotiniaceae
Exons: 5
Coding region: 497-859 (120 amino acids)
Biological process (GO): protein ubiquitination; ubiquitin-dependent protein catabolic process
Cellular component (GO): cullin-RING ubiquitin ligase complex; nucleus
Molecular function (GO): zinc ion binding; ubiquitin protein ligase activity; cullin family protein binding
Source: RefSeq, a predicted model, not a curated record